Molecule: messenger RNA, 2571 nt
Organism: Callorhinchus milii (elephant shark)
Lineage: Eukaryota; Metazoa; Chordata; Chondrichthyes; Chimaeriformes; Callorhinchidae
Product: solute carrier family 22 member 5
Exons: 12
Coding region: 681-2390 (569 amino acids)
Biological process (GO): transmembrane transport
Cellular component (GO): membrane
Molecular function (GO): transmembrane transporter activity
Source: RefSeq, a predicted model, not a curated record
GCAAGUUCUGUGUCAUCCACAGAGUACAUGUGCUCCUAUUUUUACUAUUCUGGCUGGCAGAAUUACAUUUAGAUUUUUGCAGUCCUAAAGAGAACGUGAUUUAUUAAUAGUCAGGGAAAUUGAACUUUUAAUCAAAUGCAUAGACGACUAGUGCUGAUGGAAAAGUAAACCUGGUCUUGAAAUAUUUAUGUGACAUUAGUAGCUUAUACAACCAAAUACAGCUGACUGCAAUGUGAAAACUAAGGGGAUGGAAACAUUUUGACUGCAAUAGAAAAAGCCAUAUCAAUCAAUGAGCCAGGAACCAAUCAAAUCUCCAUGAAUCUGAGGGGAGGUGCACAGCUUUAGAAAUAAGUAUCUUGUAUUUUUCAGAUUCUUUUCCAGACAUCGAAUGGACUUUACAAGCCACACUACAGACACUAACCUGCUGGUAUAUUAACUCAUACACUUGGUACGGGUAUUACUGUGUGAUACGAAGACUCAUUUUCAAAUUGAUCAUCAAACUUCUUAUAAUUGUGCCUAAAGUAAUUUAUUCAAUUUUAUUGAAGCAACAACUAUUAUGCUUUGAACUGAUUUCAUCUGAACAUUGGAUGAAAUAGAUUUAUUGCUUCCAAAGAACACACAUUUGGAAGUGAAGCACCGAACGCACAAAAAAGAUUAUAACUUAGUGAAUAGAAGAGAAUAUGCAAGAUUAUGAUGAAGCAACUGCUUUUCUGGGAGAGUGGGGUCCCUUCCAGAGAAUUAUGUUCUUGCUGCUGAGUAUCACCAUUAUCCCUAAUGGCUAUGUGGGUUUGUCCAUGGUGUUUCUGGCAGACACCCCUCAGCAUCACUGCCGUCUGCCUAACUCUCUGAAUGGAACCACUGGAGAAGCCAAUCUGAGUUCACUGCUGCCUGUAGAGGAGGUGGAUGGUGAGAUGAUCUACAGUCGAUGUAGAAGAUACAAAACUCCUGUAACAGACGGUUUCAAUGACACAACACGUGAGACUGAGCCCUGUGUGAAUGGCUGGGAGUACAGCACUGACAGGUACAUCUCUACAAUUGUCUCUCAGUGGGAUCUAGUCUGUGACAAUGACUGGAAAGGGCCAAUGUCAUUGUCCAUGAUUUUCCUCGGAAACCUAUGUGGUGCAAUAAUCUCAGGACAAGUAUCAGAUAGGUAUGGAAGAAAAGUCGUUCUCUUUGGAGGCAUUGCAAUGCAGACAAUCUUAAGUUUCAUGCAAAUGGCCUCAAGUAGCUGGGAGAUGUUCUCCAUAUUGUGCUUUUUCAUUGGAGUUGGAGAUAUUUCGAAUUAUGUAACUGCUUUUGUUUUAGGAGCAGAACUGUUCAGCAAAUCUGUGAGAAUCACUUUCACAGCACUUGGCAUCUGCUUGACAUUUGCCAUAGGCUAUGCUAUUUUACCUCUUAUCGCCUAUUUUGUCCGAGAAUGGAAACUAUUAAUACUGGCAUUGUUUCUGCCAGAACUUCUGUUUUUCCCUCUGUGGUGGUUUAUACCUGAGUCUCCCAGGUGGCUGCUAUCUCAAGGCCGAGUGGAAGAAGCAGAAGCCAUUGUGAAAGCUGCUGCUAAGAAAAAUGGCAUUAAACAUGUUGGGGAGAUAUUUCAGCGUAGCGAUAACAUGGUUUUGAAAUCCACGAAUAAACUGAAAAGUAAACACAAUUACGUGGAUUUGGUUAGAACUUUCCACGUAAGGAUAAUCACAGUCAUAUCCCUCCUUAUAUGGGUGAUUACUGCUAUCAGUUAUUAUGGUUUAACGCUCAGUACUUCCAACAUGUAUGGAAACCCUUACAUCAACUGUUUCAUCUCUGCAGUUACUGAUAUGGUAGCAUAUAUCAUUUCAUGGAGGUUGAUGCUUCAUGCACCUCGACGAAUCUCCACAGCUUCUAUGCUGCUGCUUGGUGGCAGUAUUUUACUCCUGGUUCGAUUUGUCCCAACAAGUCUUCAUAUUCUGACUUUGAUCUUGGUGAUGAUUGGUAAAUCUGGCAUUGCAAUAAGCUACGCUAUAAUCUACAUUUUUACUGCUGAGCUAUAUCCAACCUUGGUGAGAAACAUGGGGCUUGGGGCAUGCUCUAUGGCAUCCCGGGGUGCCACCAUUAUCUCCCCAUAUCUUGUUUAUCUUGGAACGUAUAACAAGGAUCUGCCUUUUAUGUUAAUGGGCGGCUUGUCAAUAAUGGCUGGAUUUUUCUGCUUCAUUUUGCCUGAAACAUAUGGCCAGCGUUUUCCAGACACAAUUCAGCAAGCACAACCAGUCAAAUGUUGCUGGCCCUUUUCCCUAAUGUGCCGUCAGAGGCCUCCUUCCUCCUUCGAGAUAUCUGCAUCCCAGCAGAGACAAUCUCAGAAUGGCAACACUUUCUUGCAUUCCCUCACAGCUGUCCAAUGUACUGAUGACAUUACUGCCUAGUCCAUCAAGCUUCUGAUUUUGCAGAUGGAAAUGGACAUUAUCACUGUGUACAGGCAACUAUGAGAAGCUGAAAAGGAACAAUGUUUGAACUUCAAGUUGUUUUCUGGAAUGUUAAAAAAUGCUAACAAAGUGAAUUGCUAAAUCAUACAAUAAAGUGAAAGCAAAAAGCCUUAAAAUCUCA